AUGGGCCAAGUUCUUUCCUGUCGACCCCUCGUGCCCGGCCGUUCCCGAUCUAAAACUGGGAAGGACGUGACAGAGUCAUGCUCAGAUUUGAGCCGCCCUCAAACACCCCUGGAAGGGCUCCCCGUUCUGAAAAAGGCAAAAGGCCACUACUGGUAUCCCUCGAAUGGUCCUAAGAUCCUCGAUGCUUGCGGCGGUGCUGGCGUGGCGUGCCUAGGACACGGCCGCCCUGAUAUCAUCAAGGCUGUGAACACCCAGAUGAAGUCGGCCACAUACGCCUCGUAUGCUCACUUUCAAACGCCACCGGUUCAGGAGCUCUCUGACUGGCUCAUCAAGAGCACGGGUGGCGAGAUGCAAAAGGUUUAUGUCAUGUCAUCCGGGUCGGAGGCCAUGGAGGCCGCGGUGAAGCUCGCGGUCGAGUACUUUCGCUGGCAGGGGCAGUCAGAACGGACCAACUUUAUUGCCCGACACGACUCUUACCAUGGGACCACAAUAGGGGCUCUCUCUGUAUCCGGGCACCACGCCCGCCGCGCGCCCUUCUCCCCUCUGCUCUCCCCCACCCGUUUCCAUCACAUCUCACCCUGUAACCCCUAUCGCCAACUCCCCUCUUCCUCCUCUUCCACCCCAGACUGGCCCGCCUACAUCGCCGAAAAGGUCGCCGAACUCGAAGCCACAUUCACCACCCUCGGCCCACAAACCGUCGCAGCCGUGGUCCUAGAACCCGUCGUCGGCGCCGCCCUCGGCUGUGUACCCGCCGUACCGGGCUAUCUCGCGGCGAUGAAAGCCGUUUGUGAACGACACGGCGCGCUGCUGAUUUUUGACGAGGUCAUGUGUGGGAUGGGCCGGACGGGAUGGUUGCAUGCGUGGCAGGGCGAGGGUAAAGAGCCGGCGGGUGUGGUGCCCGUGCCCGAUCUCCAGGCUAUUGCGAAGGGGUUUGCGGGUGGGUAUCAACCUGCUUCGGCACUGCUUGUCGGGCGGAAGGUGGCGGGCGCGAUGGAGCGGGAUGGUGGUGGUAGGGUGUUUACGCAUGGGCAUACAUAUCAAAAUCACCCGGUCGUGGCCGCCGCGGCGUUGGUGGUGCAGCGGGCUGUGGAAAGGGAAGGGUUACUGGAGAAUGUGCGUGUCCAGGGGGAGUUGUUGGGCAGGUUGCUGCGGGAGAGGCUGGGGAGUCAUCCGAACGUGGGGGAUAUUAGAGGGAAAGGGCUGUUUUGGGGGGUGGAGUUUGUUAAGGAUCGGGUUACGAAGGAGCCGUUUGAGCCUGGGCUGGGGAUUGCGGAGAGGGUGCAUAAGGUGGCGGUGGGUGGGUUUAGGGUGCUGGUAUAUCAUGGUCAGGGGUGUGCGGGCGGUGGGAGGGGGGAUCAUAUUAUGAUUAUGCCGGCAUAUACGAUCUCGGAGAGGUUGGUGGGUGAGAUUGUGGAACGUGUGGCGGGGGCUGUUGAGGAGGUGUUUCGAAGGUUGUGA
This is a messenger RNA of Dichotomopilus funicola, 1458 nucleotides long. Its product is annotated as pyridoxal phosphate-dependent transferase. The record is from RefSeq and is a predicted model, not a curated record. Gene Ontology annotation, cellular component: cytosol. Bases 1 to 1458 code for a protein of 485 amino acids. The transcript has 3 exons. Lineage: Eukaryota; Fungi; Ascomycota; Sordariomycetes; Sordariales; Chaetomiaceae. Gene Ontology annotation, molecular function: pyridoxal phosphate binding; transaminase activity.